This is a messenger RNA of Manis javanica (Malayan pangolin), 7177 nucleotides long. RefSeq names its product DNA helicase B (gene HELB). Gene Ontology annotation, biological process: negative regulation of double-strand break repair via homologous recombination. The record is from RefSeq and is a predicted model, not a curated record. NCBI's taxonomy places the organism in Eukaryota, Metazoa, Chordata, Mammalia, Pholidota, Manidae. Gene Ontology annotation, molecular function: single-stranded DNA helicase activity.
CUCUUUGCAGGAGGAUGUGGAGGAGGGUGAAGACCAGUUGUUUGUGGACGCCGAGGAGCUCUGCAGUGGGGGCGUCAAGGCUGGCAGCCUCCCCGGGCGCCUCCGCGGUGAGAAAUCACCUGCCCCUGAGGACUGGGAUUAGGGGGAUGCAGGAAGUGUUUCCCAUUCUGGCUUUGUCCUAAAUUGGCGCCCAGUCGUUGCUUACAGACUUCCUUUGGGAUGGCCUAUCUGUUUCGCCUUACUUAGGUUAAAAUAAUAAUAGUAAUAGCUGUGACUUUAAAACUAUUGCAUGUUAAGUUUGUGCUCUGCACAUAUUAUCUCGUUUAAUGUUCACAACUCUGAGAUAGUUUUAUAAAAGUGGAUUUGAGCCUGUAUUCACACCCAGAAUCAGGGCUUUAACCUAUGACCUUAUUCUGGAGUCAAAUAUGUGGCUGUUUUUCAACUGCUAAGAAAACACACACUCACAAGAAACACCUUAAGUUGUAAUUUUUGAUGAAAACACUCAAGAGAUAUGUCACGUGUUUGGACGUUUUCCAAUGAACAGUCCUUGGUGGCGUGUGAAGGUCCAAGUGAAGCCCAUGGGAUUGAAGAGAUACCAAGUUCAAGGAUUUCCAUCUUACUUUUUACAGUCUGAUAUGUCACCACCAAAUCAAAAACAUAUCUGUUCCCUCUUUCUUAAAGACUGUGAAGUCUCCAGUGAUAAUAUAAAUAAGUUUUUAGCAUGGGUAAGUGAUGUAUCAAGCUAUAAAGAUCUCAACUUUGAAAAUAUUAGGGAAACAUUAAGAACUUUCCAACAGAAAAUUGGAAGGAAUGGUCAAAAACAGUCUACACAGAAUAAACAGGAACAGUCAUCCCCAGAUUGUGAGACGUGCUGUCCUCUGGAAAGCACAAUUCCAUUUAUAACUGUAAUGAGAGCUUUGAAGUUUCCCAAAAUCAUGGAAUUCCUUCCAGUUCUUCUGCCUCGACACUUCAAAUGUCUCAUAAGUUCAGGUUCUAACGAGGUCUUGGAAGAGAUAGAAGAGAUUUUAGGUACACAUCCAUGGAAACUUGGAUUUAGCAAAAUAACCUACAGAGAACUGAAGCUUUUACAGUGUGAAGCGAGCUGGCCAGCAUUUUGUCAGUGCAAGUCUCUUCUCAAAUUGAUAACUGAUCUGGAGAAGAAUGCGUUAAUAAUAUAUGCUACGCUGAAGCAGAUCUGUCGAGAACAUGGGCACACAUUUGUUGAAGAAGCUGACUUGACUUCUCAACUGUUAGGCCAUAUGUCUUUCCAUGAUGUUUGGCAGUCUCUGAAGUUUUUGAAGGAUAUUGGUGUGGUGACGUAUGAGAAGUCCUGUAUCUUUCCUUACAGCCUUUACCAGGCUGAAAGACGCAUUGCCUCUUCAGUAUGUGAGCUGAUGAUGAGGCCUCCAUGGCAUUUGCGUGUCGAUGUCAGAAAGGUGCUUGCAUCUAUUCACACCGCAAAACCUGAGAAUUCAAGAAGUGAUGAUACAUUGAAGGAAGGUACACCUGAUGAAACAAGAUUAGAAAAUUCUGUGGACAUUCUGGACACACAGGACAGCAGUGACCAUAUUUGGAAUAAUGGUGAGAGUGAAGUGAAUGCAGAAAUAAGUGAAGUUCAGUUGGAUCAGGAUCAGAUGGCAGCUUUGGAAAUGAUUUGCUCCAAUGCUGUGACAGUUAUAAGUGGGAAAGGUGGUUGUGGGAAGACCACAAUUGUUAGCCACCUUUUUAAGCAUAUUGAACAGUUGGAAGAAAGAGAAGUAAAAAAAGCUUGUGAAGAUUUUGAACAAGACCAGGAUGUACCAGAGGAAUGGAUUACCUUUACUGAGCAAAGUCUACUGAAGGCAGACAAAGCUAUAGAAGUUUUACUUACAGCACCUACAGGGAAAGCAGCUUGCUUACUGAGACAGAAAACUGGUUUUAACGCUUAUACACUAUGUCAGGUCAAUUAUAGCUUCUAUUUAUGGGAGAAAAAAAACACCACCAAGAACAGGCCAUGGAAGUUUUCUUCUGUUAGAGUUCUGGUUGUGGAUGAAGGGAGCUUGGUAUCUGUAGGAAUCUUCAAAUCGGUUUUAAAUUUAUUGUGUGAGCACUCCAAACUUUCUAAGCUUAUUAUCCUUGGUGAUAUCAGACAGUUACCCAGCAUUGAACCUGGAAACUUACUGAAAGAUCUUUUUGAGACUCUUAAGUCAAGAAAUUGUGCUAUUGAACUAAAGACAAACCAUAGAACAGAAUCUGAGCUAAUUGUGGACAAUGCUACAAGAAUCUCAAGACGUCAGUUUCCGAAAUUUGAUGCACAGCUGAAUAUCUCUGAUAAUCCAACAUUCCCUGUCUUGAUACAACAGAAAACAUUUAUUUUUGUCAGACUUCCAGAAGAGGAUGCCAGUUCUCAAUCAUCAAAAAGUAAUCAUCCCUAUUUAUAUUCUGCAGUUAAAACUUUACUCAAUGAAAAGGACCUGCAACGUGCAGAAACAUCACAAUUUAUUGCAUUUAGGAGGCAGGACUGUGAUGUUAUCAAUGCCUGCUGCUGCCAGCACUACACAGGCCGCCUCAUCAAAGACCAUCAGAACAGACUUCAGUUUGGAGUUGGUGAUAAAAUUUGUUGUACCCGGAAUGUUUAUCUCUCAGAGUUACUCCAUAAAACUAACUCUAACAGUCAGCAGACUGAAGAACUAGAGGCCAGUGGUGAACUUUUUAAUGGUAGUCCUCAUAGUUUUGCUGGAAAUAAGCAUGACUUUGAAAGUGGUAUUCGGCUGUGCAAUGGAGAGGUGUUUUUCAUAAGAAAGGAUAUAACUGAUGUAACUUUUGGAAAGAGAAGGUCUUUGACCAUUGAUAAUAUGGCUGGCUUGGAAGUAACUGUGGAUUUUAGGAAACUAAUGCAACACUGUCACAUAAAACACGCGUGGGCAAGAACUAUUCACACUUUUCAGGGGUCUGAGGAGCGCACCGUAGUCUACGUGGUGGGGAAGGCGGGCCGCCAGCACUGGCAGCACGUUUAUACCGCAGUGACCCGGGGCCGCUGCAGAGUGUAUGUGAUUGCAGAAGAGUCCCAGCUCCGGACCGCAAUUAUGAGAAACAAUGUUCCCAGGAAAACUCGUUUAAAACAUUUUUUGCAAAACAAGCUUUUGGAGAGCUGUGCAUCUGCCGCAGGGUUUGAAUCCCCGUUAAGGAGCUCUGGAGCCAGCGGAGGCCCCAGCACGCAGCCGUCAGCCUCGCCGGGCCCCACAGGCACGGCUGACCCUGGGACCCACAACGUCCGCAGAAGCGAGGCCUCCACCGCCAACGACAGUGUGUUUCCCUUUGUCGCGAGGUGGCCGUUGUCUUCAUCCGCGGCCGUGGAUGCAGAUGAAGACCCAUCAAAGUCGCGAGGCUCCAAAAGAAGCUGUGGCGUGAAUGUGGAGGAAAGCCCCAGCAAAGUGCUCAUGGUGGAAGAAUCAUCUCCACAAGUGUCUUCCAAACUUCAGAAUCUGAGACUAAACAGUUUAACCCCCAGGCAACUUUUCAGACCUACAAAUGAUCAAGAAACUUAAUUUUAUUUCUGGUUGCUCAAAAUAAUUGUCUGUUUUUCCCCACUCAACACAAAAUCAGUGUCAUAACUUCAAAUAUGAAGAUAAAAGUGGAUGUCUGUAACUGGAGUUUUAUUUUUAAGGUGUUUGUGUUUGCAGAUGUUUUCAAUUGUUUUGAUCAAAGAAAAUCGAGGCAAUUUCAACAUCUGUCAUCAUGAGAACUAGUAGCACUGGGCAUAAAUGAGUGAAAAAGAUGUUGUAUGUUAAAAAAAAAACUGUACUUUAAAAGUGUUUUACUUUUAGGAUCAUGCCUUAUUAACUUCUACGAUCACUGUGGGUGAUCUUUGCCAAUGGGUUGAAAGGAUGGUAAAGAUAAACUAAUUGCAUCUUUUAUAUUAUUGACACACAUUUCAGGAUAUCGUGUCUUCUGCUAAGUGGUCAUCUCAUAAGGCUGCCAUUUACUCCAUCCUGUUGCCUGGACCUACGUCACCUGGGAUUUUUUUCCUAGAAAUUCCUUCUGAGUUGGGAGCACAUUGUGUUUUUUUGUUUUUGUUUUUCUUAACUGGAGAUGUAACUGACAUAUAACAUUAUAUGAGUUUAAGGUGUCCAACCAUGUUGACCUGAUGCAUGUCUGUACCGCAGCGCAGUGACCACUGUAGCAUUAGCUAGCACCUCUAUCAUGUCACAUGACUACCACUUUUUUGGGAGCAUGUUGUUUUGAGAUACUCGCGAAAUUUUUUUUUCUCUCAGAGUAAUUUGAUUUUUUAAAUAAGAGUUUUUAUUUACUGUUAAAUGGAAAAGGAAAAAGUCAAAAGACUUACUGUUAUACCGGUGUUUUUAAAAACAGCUUUAUGGAGAUCUAAUUUAUGUACAGUUCACGCAUUUAAAAUGUACAUUUGAGUGGCCAUUAGUAUAUUCACACAUUUGUGCAGCCAACACCACAGUCAAUUUCAGGACGUUUUUAUCACUCCCAAAAUCAACCCUGUACGUCUUAGGUCUUGUCCCCUUUUCCCCUCCAGCCCAAGGCAACCUUGUCUCCAUUGAUUUGUCUAUUCUGGACAUAUCACACAGUGUGUGGUCCUUUGCUGCUGACUUCUUUGACUUAGCAUGAUGUCUCCAGACUUCAUGUUGUAGCAUGUAUAAGUGCUUCAUUUCUUUUUUUUUAAGGUUAAAAAAAAUUAUGUACAAACAGCUGACAUUGUUUCUUUCAUUGGGUAGAAGUCUUGGUGAAUUCACUCAAGGAAUAUCGCUCAGUCAAACUUGAUGAAGACUAUACUCUUUGCUACUAACGGAAAAACUGGCAGCAUAUGUGGAGGCUUUAUUUCUGGAUUAGACUGUGUUGGUUGAGCUGACGUGGCGAGAUCAGGAGCCCUGGCUGAGUUUUUGCAAGUGGCUCCAGUGAGCUGCAAGUGACCCAUCGCUUUCCAUGGUGCACUGAGGCAAAAUGCCUUCAUCUCUUUUUUAUUAUACCAAAGAAUAUUCCAUUGUAUGGAUAUUGUGCAUUGAGUUUAUCCAUUCAUGCGAUGAUGAACAUUUGGGUUGUUUCCACUUUUUGGCUAUUAUAAUUAAUGCUGCUAUGCACAUCUGUCUACAGGUUUUUGUGAGGAUGUGUGUUUUCAUUUCUCAGGUAUACACCUAAGAGUGGUAUUGCUGGGUCAUAUGUAAAUCUAUGUUUAGUUUUUUGAGGAACUGCCAGACUGUUUUUCAAAGCAACUGGGCCAUUUUAUAUUUACACUAGCAGUAUGUGAGGGUGCCAGUUUCUCCACAUUCUCCCCAACACUUCUUAUUAUCUGACUUUUUGAUUAUCGGCAUCCCAGUGGGUGCAAAGUAUAUUUCAUUAUGGUUUUGAUUUAAAUUUUCUUCAUGGCUAAUAAUGGGAAUCAUCUUUACAUGAGCUAUUGGCCAUUGGUUUGACCUCUUCAGAGAAAUAUCUUUAGAUCUUUUUCCCAUUUUUAAAUUGGGUUAUUUUUCUUAUUAUUGAAGUAUAGGGUUUUAUAUAUUCUACAUUCAAGUCCCUUAUGAGAAACAUUUGCAGAAAUUUUUUUUCCCUUUCUGUAGGGUUUAUUUUCACUUCCUUGAUGGUGUCCUUUGAAGCACAAGUUUUCAGUUCUGAAGAUGUCCUUUGUAUCUGUUGUUGUUACUUGUGCAUUUGGUGUCAUAGCUAAUACUCCUGUUUUCCUUCUAAGAGUUAGAAAUAGUUUUAAGUCUUACAUUUAGCUCUGAUUCAUUUUGAGUUAAUUUUUGUGUAUGGUGAGGUAGUGAUCCAAUUUCAGUCUUUGGCAUGUGGAUGUUCAGUUGUUACAGAUCCAUUUUUUGAAGAGACUGUUCUUUCCCCAUUGAAUUGUCUUGGCACCCUUGUCAAAAAUCAAUUAAUUGUAAAUAUGAGGGUUUAUUUAUCUCAGGAAUUCUGGAUUCUUGCUAGUCAGUACCACACUGUCUUCAUUAACUUUGUAGUAACUUCUGAAGUCAAGAAAUGUGAGUCCUCCAAUUUGUUCCUCUCAUUCAAGCUGUUCUGGGUCCCUUGCAAUUCCACAUGAAUUUUAGGAUCAGCUCAUUAGUCUCUGUAAAGCAGCCAGCUUAGGAUUUUGAGAGGAUUAUGUUGAAUCCAUAGAUCUGGGGAAUAUUGGCAACACGGAAUGUCUUUCUAUUUAUGGCUUCUAUCAUUUCUUUCAACAAUGUUUUGUAGCUCCAGAGUAUAACUUUUGUACAUCUUUUUUUUUUUUUGGAACAGGACAAGUUUAUUUAACAUUCUUUUUUUUUUCCCCCUGAUUUUUUUUAUUGAAGUAUAGUUAAUAUACAACAUACUGGUUUCAGGUGAACUUUUGUACAUCUUUUACCAAAUUUAUUCCUAAGUAUUUUAUUUUUGAUGCUACUGACAAUGAUGUUGUUUUCCUAUUUUUUGCCUGUUCAUUUCAACUGUAUAAAAGUACAAUUGAUUUUUGUAUAUUCAUCUUGUAUCGUGCAACCUUGCUAAACUCAUUUAUAGUUUUUAUAGGUUUUUAGUGGAUUCCUCAGGCUUUUUCAUGUGUGAGAGUAUAUUAUCUGCAAAUAGAGGUAGUUUUACUUCUUCUCUAAUCUGGAUGCCUUUUAUUUCAUACCACCAUGGCUAGAACCUCUAUUAAAUAGAAGUGGUGAGAAUGAACAUCUUUGCCUUUAUCCUGUGAUUUUACAAGGCCUGCGGCAAUCUGCAAAAAUGAAAAUGUUGGGACUAUGGAUAUAUAUUUUUUUAAGGUAGUGUAAUUAAAAUUUGUACUUUUUAUAGCUAUUGUAAAUGUAUUUCAUAGAAUACAUGUAAUAUUCUCUGAAGGCAGAUGUUGCGAUCCUUGAGUUAAGAUCUAUCUUUGUCACUGAAAAUAAAUGUGCCAUUGGUGGGGGGUGUUUUGUUUGAGGCUGUUUAGCCCGUUCACAGAUGUUGUACAUCUUGUCCUUAUAACAGUCCUGCAGUGCAGAUACGCACUCUGUUUCACAGGUAGUGAAGCUAAAUCAUGGUAAGUAAAUUUCAUACCACCAAUGAGUGCCAGAGCUGCCUCAAAUCUAGAUCCAGUUUUAGAACCUAUGUUUAACCCACUCUGCCAUGUAGCUUUUCAAGUUUAUGGCAAAACCUUCCUCCUUUAGAAAAUUGUGUAACAAUAAGCAUGUGUAGGGCUCAGUCUAGAACAUGAAAAUAUACUCAA